Manihot esculenta (cassava) is the source of this 2901-nucleotide messenger RNA. Its product is annotated as receptor-like protein 7. Gene Ontology annotation, molecular function: protein binding. The record is from RefSeq and is a predicted model, not a curated record. The coding region runs from base 1 to 2901 and encodes 966 amino acids. The transcript has 2 exons. Lineage: Eukaryota; Viridiplantae; Streptophyta; Magnoliopsida; Malpighiales; Euphorbiaceae.
AUGAAGCCUCGCUGCCAUGAUUAUGAGAGAUCUGCUUUAUUGCAAUUCAAGCAAAGCUUUAUCAUCCACAAAACCAGUAAUGGUUGUGAUCCAAAGGUUGAAUCUUGGAAACUUGUGGAUGGGGAAAGAUGUGAUUGCUGUUCAUGGGAUGGAGUGGAGUGUGAUGAGGAAACUAACCAUGUUAUUGGACUUCAUCUUGAGAAUAGUUGUCUCUAUGGAUCUCUCAACUCAAACAGCACCCUCUUCCACCUUGUUCAUCUCCAAAGCCUUAAUCUAGCCAACAAUAACUUCAACUUCUCUCAAAUACCAUACCAAAUAGGCCGCCUCUCAAGGCUAACUCAUCUUGACAUCUCCUAUUCAAUCCUUUCUGACCAAAUUCCACAACAAAUUUUUAAUCUAACCAAGUUGAUUUCCCUCAAACUUUCAAAUAAUUUUAACACCCAAAAGCUCCACAAACCUAAUUUUGAAGAUCUAGUUCAACACUUGACCAAUUUGAAAGUACUUCACCUCUCAUCCGUGGACAUUUCUUCAAGGCUACCUCAACUCUUGGCAAAUUAUUCAUCUUUACAAUCUCUCCAUCUCAGUGGUUGCAAACUGCAAGGUGAUUUUCCGGUUGGCAUUUUUCAGCUUCCAAAUCUCAAGAUACUUGAUCUAAGCCGUAACCAAGAUCUCAAAGGUUUUCUGCCCCCUUUCCAAUUGAAGAGUCUCCUGAAAUCAUUGAUCCUAUCUGCAACGAAUUUUGGUGGAGAGUUACAUUCCUCGCUCGGAAACCUUCCCUACUUGAAAAAACUCGACAUCUUCUAUUGCAAUUUCACAGGGCAGAUUCCAUACUCAUUUAGUAACCUUAGCAAGCUUGUUCAUCUUGACCUUUCAUUCAAUUACUUUAGCUUUCAUAGCCCAAGUAUUUCUUCAUUCUCUUGGGUUGGAAACCUGACCAAGCUCAAAGCUUUGGGACUUGCCGGUCUCAACUUGAAUGGUGAGAUCCCAUCUUGGCUCAUGAAUCUUUCUCAACUUUCUUUAGUAAAUUUGGGCUCCAACCAACUCACUGGUCCUAUCCCAUCUAGCCUUGCCAAUCUGAGUCAACUUGAAGUCAUAUAUUUCUGGAAUAAUCAAUUGUCUGGUCAAAUCCCCUUUGAAAUUUACAGUUUAAGCUCACUAUCUGAGUUAGUACUUUCAUCAAAUCAAUUGCAAGGCUCGAUACCAAGCAAUGUUUCUCAACUCAAAAGUCUCCAAGUUCUUGAACUUCAUUCAAACAACUUGGUUGGCUUAGUUGAGAUGAGAGAAUUCUUCCAACUCAAAAAGUUGACAAUAUUGACUCUAUCAUUUAAUAGCUUGACAUUGGUCACUGAAUUUAGCAUCAACCAUAGCAAUCUAUAUUUUGGAGUUUUAGGAUUAGCCUCCUGCAAUCUAACUUCCUUCCCCAGCUUCCUGGACAAUCAAGAUUUAUUGCUAUUUCUAGACCUCUCUUCCAACAAUAUACAGGGGAAAAUUCCUUCAUGGAUGUGUAGCAUAAGUGCAAAUUCCUUAGAUUAUUUGAACCUUUCUCAUAACCUCUUAACUGGAUUUGAAAAUGAUAUCUGUCUUACUCAGUGGACUAAAAUACGCACAUUAGACCUCAGGUCUAAUAGGCUGCAUGGAUCUUUGCCGCUUCCACCAUCAUCCACCUCUUCCUACCUAAUUUCAUACAAUAAUUUGGUAGGUGAACUUCCGGUUGAGCUAUGCAGUUUAAGUUCUCUUGAAACUUUGGAUUUGUCCUUCAACAAUUUGAGCGGUAGGCUUCCCCAUUGCUUGGGCAAUAUGAGCGAUUCGCUAUCAUUGUUGGAUCUAAGAAGAAACAACUUCAAUGGAAAUAUUCCUUCAGCAUGGAGAAGUGGAUGCAAAUUGAGAAUGAUUAGCAUCAGCUAUAACCAAUUACAAGGGCAAGUACCAAGAUCUUUAGCUAAGUGUUCAUCACUAGAGUUGAUUGAUUUUGGCAACAACCAUAUACUUGAUAGGUUCCCUUCCUGGUUGGGAAAUCUUAAAGACUUGAGAAUUCUCAUUUUGCGAUCUAAUGGCUUUUAUGAUGUGUUAGAAAAACCCAAAACAAAAGGAUUUUCAAACCUUCGAAUCAUCGAUUUAUCUCAUAACAGUUUCACUGGGAAGUUGCCAUCAAUGUACUUUGAAAUGUGGGACGCCAUGAAAGUUAUAAAUUCAAGCCACAUGACAUACAUGGGAGACAGUAUGCAGCCUAGCUGGUAUUACGUUUUCACAUAUUAUGGCCAAUAUGAUUACUCGAUGAUUUUGUAUAACAAGGGAUUGGAACUGGAAUAUAGAAAGAUCCCAGAUAUUUUAACUGCUAUUGAUUUCUCAUACAACAAAUUUGAAGGAGAGAUACCAGAUAUGAUUGGGAAUCUUCAAGGGCUUUAUUUGCUUAACCUUUCCAACAACUUGUUGAAUGGUCAUAUACCAUCAUCUUUACAAAAUUUGAAAGCUAUAGAAUGUUUGGACCUAUCAAGGAACAUGCUAUCAGGAAACAUACCUCCAGAGCUAACUAAGCUCACCUCCCUUUCUUCUUUCAAUGUUUCUUAUAAUCAGCUUGAAGGACCCAUUCCAAGAGGGAACCAAUUUAAUACAUUUGAGAGGAAUCAAUAUGAAGGAAAUUGGGGAUUAUGUGGAGCUCCUUUGGAAAAGAAAUGUGAGGAAUCGCCACCAGAGCCUCCAAAUUUUGUAGAAGAUGAUGAUACAGGUAUUGAAUUUAAGUUGGAAUGGAUGAUAGUUUUGAUGGGUUUUGGAAUUGGAUUCAUAAUUGGAGUGGGUGUUGGGCAUAAAGUCACCAGCAAAAAACAAAAUUGGUUUAUAAAGAGUUUUGGAAAGGAAGAAAGAACAAGGCAAAGGGGUAAAAACAGGAGAAAUAGAAAUUGA